CAGAGACCCAGAGAAGAGGGACUAGAGACUGGGGUGGGGGACAGACCUAGAAAGAGAAACCCACAGGUGGGGGACAGAGAUCUAAAGAGAAGGGGGGACAGACCCAGAGAGAGAGAGGUGGGGGGCGGCUGUCACAGAGACUCCGUAAGAUGGGGACAUGAUAGAGAUGGAGACUUUCAAGUGAGAUCCAGAGAGAGACGGACAGACCCGCAGGGAGAGGGACAGAGACCCACAGAAGCUGACAGAUCCAGGGAGAGACAGUGGAGGCAGAGACCUAGAGCUGGGUACUGGGACAGACAGACAGACACAGGGACAGAGACCCAGGGGGACAGAAACCCAGGUGGGCUGAGACGAGAGAGAGAGAGAGAGCGAGAGAGAGAGAGAGAGAGACCUAGAGAGUGGAGAGACCGAGAAUGAAUGAAUAGAUGGAUCGAUGUGAAUGAGAAUGAAUCAUCGAGAAUGCAUCCAGAAAGUGGGGGACAUAGACAUGGACCCCGGGGUGGGGGACAGAGACUUCCAGCCACAGGUCAGACAUUAGGAAGUCUGCACUGGCAGCAGGUUUGGGCUCUGUUGCUGUCUCAGCCUGCCUCUCAUCUGCCCUCAGAUUAUGAGGAGAGGGGCCACCUUCAUGACGCAUUUGCACAGAUGAUACUCUCCCUCCAGGAAGUGGCUGCUGCCCAGGGGACCAUCAAGGAAGAGGGGGCAGAAAGACUGUAAGAGCCAGAGGUGAAGGAGGACCAGGGUUCAACUCUUCUGGGCAUGACAGGAUCACCGCACUUACAAACUCACAGAAGACGCUGUGGCCUGCACAACAGUCAGCAUUCUGAAAUGGAGGGGAGAGGGUCAUCAGCCCCGAUCCCUGACGGAGGAGCUUUGGACAAGUUGAUGGCUCCUGGGGGAGGGAGAGUCAGUUUUCUUUAAAGAUUGGCUCCUGGUGGGUUAACCAUGCUCCAGUGGAUGGUUCAAUGUUUGUGAGUAGAUGGACAGCAUAAAUUAGACUCUGUAGAUUAUUUAAAGCAAAGAAAGAGGACAUGGGAUUGGAAGUAGAGUUGGGGGACUAGGAGGUAGAGCUGAAAAAGUUAGGGGGAGGAAUAGGGAAUUGAUCUAAAAUACAAUGUAUCAAUGUAUGAAAUUCUCAAAGAAUUAAUACAGUAUUUCUUUAAAAUAGACCAAAAGGGUGGACUUGUCAUUAGCAGAUCUAUAAAAACAUAUACAUAUCUGUAAUCAGAUUUGCAUCAAAUUUACAUAUAUGCAUAUAUGCAAUUGCAAACUGGUGAAGCCCACACAUGAUGUGAAUGGGGCAUGAUGAGAGACCAGAAACGGAGUUUGAUGAGGUCCUAGAUGAGCCAAACCCUUGAGAUGACAGAUGUUAAGACAUGGAGAAUGAGUAUGAGAACGAGCCUGUGCAAAGGCCCUGGGGUACUGGGGACUGUGGCUGUUUUUAAAUGAAGGAAGUUAACAGGAUGGAGGGAAAGAGGAAACCAGGGCAGCCCUGUAGGACCUGGUAAGCUGGAGAGGAUCUGGAUCAUUAUCCUCUCUUUCCACUAAGAUAAAUGGUUUCUAUCCUGUUGGAGUCCGGAGGCAGAAAGAGAGCCUUGGAGGGUUUGUACGCGUUUCCCUGGGACCAUUGGGAAGGGAGAGAACAAUGUGGUUAUGGGGGAGACGGGUGGGGGAGAGGCAAAAGACAGCACAGUGAAUCCUGUUGACUACACUAGGAGAGGCUGUUUAUACAAAGGCCCCGCCUCCCUCUCCAGGGUCCUAUAAGGCUGUCUUUCCUGAAGCUGCAGAAAAAAUGAAGAAGACCAUCUUAAAGCUCAAAGAAGGUAAAAAUACCUUUAGCCACUCCCAUAUCUGCUCUCUUCACACAUGCACGCAUAUGCACACAUGCACAACAUGCACACAUGAGCUGUCUGAACUAUACUGUACAUCUGGCCUUAAACCCUGGGACCAGUGGGUUUCCUGUCCUAGAGUGGAUCUAGGGGGAGUCCUGACCAAUGUCCACCCAGGCCUCAUCUGGGAUUCUUAGCCCUGUGCUCAAAGGCAGCCACCUCUAAUUGUGUGUCCACAGUGACUGGCUUCUAGCCCGGCUACACCUCUAUGCUAGCUCAGGCUUCCUAAUUAGUCCCAGGUACCCUGAAGGAACACCUAGGAUGGAAACCCCACCCCCAUGUGACCCCUCUUAGAUCCCUAGCGAUAGGCCCUGUGACUGAAACACUAGGCCUUGCUUUAUUUACCCUCUGGGUGAAGCGAGGUGAAUUGGCCCUGUCCCUUAGGAACAGUGUUUCUGGCUCUACCACCCAAGUGUAGCAUUGGGAGCCUGGGUCCUGCCCUCUGGAGGGGAGGACUCCCUGGAGGAGUUUGGGUGGAUCCCUCCAUGAUGCCCUGGUUCCUAAUACCUCCUUUCUCUCCACAGCCCAGGCCUGUGUUCCUCCCUGUGGGGACUCGCUGGAGCCAGCAGAAGGGAACCCAGACCCUUGGUCUCGCCUCACAGGGGUCCAGGAAGGCACUCGGCGUUUCCGCUGCCGUGGGUGUUACUCCUCCAUCUGUGAUCUCCCCCUGGACUGUCCCGGACGUGACGGUGACCCGAGGGAACCAGGCUUUGUUUUCUUGCGUCGUGGGCUUCCAGUUGCCUCUGCCGGAGCUCACUUAUUCUUGGAAAUUCGCAGGAGGCGGUCUCCGGACUCAGGACAUGGCCUACUUCCGCGACGUGCCGGGGUCCCAUGGGCCCCUGGCACGGAUCCGGCCGGUGCAGCCCACGCAUCGCGGGACCUUCUCCUGCGUGAUCCUGCAGGACCAGCGCCCUCUGGCUCGGCUGUAUUUCUUCCUGAAUGGUGCGGUGCGGGGCCUGGAGCGGGGGCGGGGCCUGGCGGGCGUGGCCCUGCCCUCUGACGUGUGCGCCCGGGGCAGUGACCGGCCCAGCCCCGCGGGAGGAGAUGGAGCUGCAGGUCACGUUCCGGGAAGUGAUGAGCUGGGCACCGCGGGAGGCGGAAGUGGCGGAGCCCGGGAGGCCCAGCCUAGGGGAGCUGCUGGCCCAGCCGCGGGCGCUGACGCUGGGCAACCUGUGCUUGCUCGGGGCCACCGCGGCGCUCGUGUCCGCGAGUGUCACGCUGCUGGUGUGGUGAGUCCCAGCGUCUGCAUCGGGUGUCCACCGCAGCCAGGAAUCUAGACUCCUGAGUUCUCCGGAGCCAGGAGUCCAGACUCCGUCCUUCCUCGUUCAGGGUCCAGACCCCAACCUCCUCCCUCAGACCCCGGGGUCCAGACCCCAGCCUCCUCCCUUAGACCCAGGGAUCCAGAC
Messenger RNA from Nannospalax galili (Upper Galilee mountains blind mole rat), 3295 nucleotides. RefSeq names its product sperm acrosome associated 6 (gene Spaca6). The record is from RefSeq and is a predicted model, not a curated record. Gene Ontology annotation, biological process: fusion of sperm to egg plasma membrane involved in single fertilization. Bases 2375 to 3166 code for a protein of 263 amino acids. The transcript has 5 exons. Lineage: Eukaryota; Metazoa; Chordata; Mammalia; Rodentia; Spalacidae.